This is a messenger RNA of Eubalaena glacialis (North Atlantic right whale), 1832 nucleotides long. RefSeq names its product RAB27B, member RAS oncogene family (gene RAB27B). Gene Ontology annotation, biological process: melanosome transport; positive regulation of exocytosis. The coding region runs from base 249 to 905 and encodes 218 amino acids. Gene Ontology annotation, cellular component: melanosome; secretory granule. The transcript is spliced from 6 exons. Lineage: Eukaryota; Metazoa; Chordata; Mammalia; Artiodactyla; Balaenidae. Gene Ontology annotation, molecular function: GTP binding; GTPase activity. The record is from RefSeq and is a predicted model, not a curated record.
AAGUCCUGCCACUUGCAGUCGUGACUGGCAGGGGCUGGGAACCGGCCGUCGUUGGACCGAUCCAGCGCCACAGGUUGGAAAAAUAGGAGCUGUCCCCAGGACUGUCGCCCUGGAAGGCAGAUCUCGGGUCGUUGCUGGUGUCGGACCCCAGGAGUCCAAAGGCUUGGGAAAGGGGCAGGAAACCUCUGAAACCUGACACCUUUUGCCGCCGAGGAAACUUCUCAGGCUGGCCCACCAAGACCAUCACUAUGACCGAUGGAGACUAUGAUUAUCUGAUCAAACUCCUGGCCCUUGGAGAUUCGGGGGUGGGGAAGACGACAUUUCUUUAUCGCUACACAGACAAUAAAUUCAAUCCCAAGUUCAUCACGACAGUAGGGAUAGACUUUCGGGAAAAACGUGUGGUUUAUAACACACAGGGACCAAAUGGGUCAACAGGGAAAGCAUUUAAGGUGCAUCUUCAGCUUUGGGACACAGCAGGACAAGAGCGAUUCCGGAGCCUCACCACUGCAUUUUUCAGAGAUGCCAUGGGUUUCUUAUUAAUGUUUGACCUCACCAGUCAACAGAGCUUCUUAAAUGUCAGAAACUGGAUGAGCCAACUGCAAGCAAAUGCUUACUGUGAAAAUCCAGAUAUAGUAUUAAUUGGCAACAAGGCAGACCUGCCAGACCAGAGAGAAGUCAACGAACGGCAAGCCCGGGACCUGGCUGACAAAUACGGCAUACCAUAUUUUGAAACAAGUGCAGCGACUGGCCAGAAUGUGGAAAAGGCUGUGGAAACCCUUCUGGACUUAAUAAUGAAACGAAUGGAACAGUGUGUAGAGAAGACCCAAGUCCCUGACACUGUCAAUGGUGGUAGUUCUGGGAAGCUGGAUGGGGACAAACCAGCAGAGAAGAAGUGUGCCUGCUAAACUUUACCCUAGGAACUGAUCAUCCAGAACCCCACACAAGCAUCACUUCCAAAAAGAGUGACAAACCACACAAUUGUUGUUGAGUAGACCAUGCAUAAUGGCAUGUCUUUCUUUUUCUGCCAGAAAAUCUAUUUUAAGAAGUCAGAGUAGUCAACAGUGUUCAAAAGAGUUGACCAGUUGUCCCUGAGGCCCCUCCAAACAAGAUCAAAGAUUUUUCCAUUGUCAUCAUACCAUCAUGGAUGCUCAAUUUGUUUUCCUUAUAAAGAAGAUGAGUAUAUAAGAGAGUAUACAAGAAGAAAUAUCAGGGAGUUUUCAGUCAGAACCAAAGGUACCUUGUCACAUUGGGGACAAGAAUAAUCUUCUAAAGGGAUAACAUAGAAAGAUGACUUUUUUAAAAGGUUGGAUUUACUUCUUAUAUAGAAUCUGAUUUGUACUUUUAUAGGUUUGCAUUGGGGGAAACAUAUUAGCUAAAAAUACAUAUACACAAAAAAGAAUUCUAAGUGGUUCAUUAAGAGUGGCAUUACUAUGUACAUCCUAUAAGCUGUGCUAGAAUGACUACCUUAUGAGAGGAUGAAUGUCAGACUUCUGAGAAAAUGUAGGAGACUGUGUAAUAGUGCCAUUUGUGUAUUCUUAAUAAAUGGCAGAUAGACAAGAAUAGGACUGUGAAUGACAGAGGACAAGAGAAAUGCCCAGGGAGAAAAAUGAAGGUAUGGGAACAUGGCAUUUGGGCAACUGAAAUUAAAUGUAUCUGUUACAGAUGUCUGGGAGAGAUACUUAGCCAAAUUUCACUCAAGCCAAUUAGAAGCUGACAUUAUCAGUUGGGAUUAAGAGAGUCUCCAGAGGUUUGCAUUUCCAACAAAAUUUUAGAAAUUGGUGUAGUGUUCAGCUUCACAUUUCAUAUUUCUUAGCAAUCAUGAUAAAAAGUCA